UCACUUUUUACUUUGUCGUGGUACUACCUAUCUUUAGUUGAAAUAAAGUAUUUGAUAAUAUCAUAAGCACCUAAAGUUUUAAUAAAUGCGGUUAUGACUUGGACAGCAGUGUUAAGGUGUAAGAAAAUAGUAACAGUGUGUUUGUGAAGUAUCAUUAUGGAUCCAGAGAGACCUGGGACUAGUAUUAAUCACGGAAAACGAUCACGACCUAUACUCCUGCAACCGAGUCCAAAGAUCCCGAGACUGUCAGCUUACGCCGGUUCAACGUCGAGCGCCGUACUCAAAAAUUCAAAAAAGUUCGGUCCAAACUCGCUGCAGAAGAACCUUGUAACAUAUAAUACGAGUGACAUUCCUGCCCCAGGGACUGUAGUCCCGGAUAAGCACGUUCGAAAGGCUGGCCCGUACUUACUUGGCCCCAAAUUGGGUCCGAGUCCUGUGAAAAGUAUCGUACAAUGUUUGGCCCGAAAAGAAAAAACAGAUGAGUUUUAUCAGAUAAAAAUUUUGACGCUCAGACAUGAGGGCCAAGUCGAAACUCAGGACGACAGGCAGGGCAAGAUGCUGCUGCAUACAGAGUAUUCAUUGUUGUCGUUGUUGAAAGACCAAGAUGGGGUUAUCCAUCAUCAUGGCCUUUUUAAGGAUCAUGCUCUAGAAGAAAUGCCAAAUCCAAAUGGCCCAGGCUGCGUAUACACUGGUAGAGUAAAACAAAGACUGUUUUUAGUAUUAGACUGUGUUACCUCUCACCAGUUUAGUGAGAAGGGUAAUGAAUUGAUCAACUUACAGCAAUAUGUUACUAAAGUGAAGAAAGUUCCAGAGAAAGAGGCCAUACUAAUAUUUUAUGAUAUUGUGAGGGUCGUGUCCAAUUUACAUAAGAGAAAUAUAGUGCACAGAGAUCUUAAAUUAGGUAAUAUUGUAUUGAACCAGAGGACUGGCCGGGUUGUGAUAACGAAUUUCUGUCUCGGCACCCAUUUGGGUAGCGAUAGAGAUUUGUUGAAGGAUCAAAGAGGGUCCCCAGCUUACAUAUCACCAGAUGUGUUGAUGUGUAAGCCGUACCACGGGAAGCCGUCUGACAUGUGGGCGCUGGGAGUGGUGUUGUAUACCAUGCUGUACGGACAGUUCCCGUUCUGUGACACCAGUCUCGCUCAGCUGUUCAGUAGGAUACAGGCUGCCAAUUAUAAUAUUCCGCCAGAUGGCAACUCCGUGCAAGUUAGUGACAACACAGUGUUUUUAAUUCAGAGGCUGCUUGUGAAGGAUCCCAAACAUAGAUUGCUGGCUGAUCAGGUGCUAGACCAGCUGUCCAGUAUAAUAGCGGGGUACGUGACGGUACCCAACCCGCCCGAAGACCUGCAGGUGGUGCCGGACAUCAAGCUGGACGAGGUGGACAAACCCAAGGAGGAGAAGGUGGAGCAGCUACCCACCACACCCGAUAGUAACGAGAGAACGCCUAAUUCUAGUGACGAGCUCGGUGUAUACUGCGUGCCGCUACCAGACUUUCUGGCUCUGAACUUUCCCUCGCAGAACCGAAGUCAAAGCAUGAUCAUACCCACCAGCACCGAAUCCACCAACCAGCGGCAGAUCACAGUCCAACGAAUCGGCAGGGACGGCAGACCACUGCUGCCAUGCGAGAUAGCCAGAUACCAACACAUGUUCACGAAUAGGGAGUCAAGAAGUGAGAGGAAUUCAGUGCCAGAAAACAGUGCCCGUCCGGAGAAUGUCAGACUUAGGAACUUAGCUCAGCGGAUACCCAGGUUGAAUACUUCCAAUGAUAUCAGACUUAUACCUAUGGAAAGAAGAGACCGGUUAGACCAGGAGUAUGUGCUAAGGUUGCCGCUUCUAGACAUCUCCAGGAUGCAAAACAAUAGGAUAAUGAACCCCGCUCCGGUGCAUUCUGUGAACCCUGAAGCGGUUGUCAAUAACCCUAGACCACCUGUAGAUAAUGUAGAUAUGGAGUAUAACUGAAAGUAUAAAAAUUAUUUACUAUAAGAUAAGUUGAU
Messenger RNA from Aricia agestis (brown argus), 1991 nucleotides. Its product is annotated as serine/threonine-protein kinase 40-like. Lineage: Eukaryota; Metazoa; Arthropoda; Insecta; Lepidoptera; Lycaenidae. Gene Ontology annotation, molecular function: ATP binding; protein kinase activity. Gene Ontology annotation, biological process: protein phosphorylation. The record is from RefSeq and is a predicted model, not a curated record. The transcript has 7 exons. The coding region runs from base 157 to 1956 and encodes 599 amino acids.